Molecule: messenger RNA, 498 nt
Organism: Aspergillus fischeri NRRL 181
Lineage: Eukaryota; Fungi; Ascomycota; Eurotiomycetes; Eurotiales; Aspergillaceae
Exons: 1
Coding region: 1-498 (165 amino acids)
Source: RefSeq, a predicted model, not a curated record
AUGGCCGGGGUGGCUCUGGCCGUCGCAGGUAUGACUACAAAGAGCCUUCAGAUCACCGGUCUUCGCGUAUUCCUCCAAAUGUACCUAGGACUACGCCCCCCAGAAAGCAUGGCCGCUCGCGGCCCAUGGAGCGACAUGAUUUAUACCGACCGCGCUCUUUGUCGCGCUCGAGGUCACGGCGUCGCUCAUUAUCGUCUUUCUCAGAUUCGCGCUCUCGAUCCCCAGCAAGGAGAAGAGCGCACACCCGCGUGGACAGCCCUAGGUACCGUAAACGCCGCAGUCCAAGUUAUAGCAGUUAUGGUUACAGCAGUCAUAGCGAUGAAGAUAGAAGCCGGAGCAGGAGCCGAGUUCGUCGCUUGGACGCCCCGAGGAAAUAACCUGGAAAAACAAAUAUUGUGUACCAUACCUCAGACCGUUAUUGAAGUGCAGAUGCAUGGUCAUGGCCAUCCUACGCGCUUUAUUAGGCCUAAUGAUAAUAGUCUUCAGGAAAAGGCUUGA